Messenger RNA from Annulohypoxylon truncatum, 3638 nucleotides. RefSeq names its product exoribonuclease 2. The transcript has 3 exons. The record is from RefSeq and is a predicted model, not a curated record. Lineage: Eukaryota; Fungi; Ascomycota; Sordariomycetes; Xylariales; Hypoxylaceae. Gene Ontology annotation, cellular component: nucleus. Gene Ontology annotation, biological process: nuclear-transcribed mRNA catabolic process. Bases 145 to 3144 code for a protein of 999 amino acids. Gene Ontology annotation, molecular function: RNA binding; 5'-3' RNA exonuclease activity; zinc ion binding.
CGACUUCACACUCCCUCAUUUCCUUCCGCCCUUUCGUUUCCCUCGAAAAGUCGGCAUUCGAUAUUACGUCCUGGCGAGGUCGUCUCUCUUUCAACUUCGAAAUAUUGCCAUCGUUAAGCGACUGAUAACCUCAACACCGCCAACAUGGGUAUUCCCGCUGCCUUUCGUUGGCUCUCCAACAAGUACCCGAAAAUUAUAUCCCCCGUCGCAGAGGACCGGCCGAUUGAGAUGGACGAUGGCUCAGUUAUUCCUGUCGACACUACUCGGCCCAAUCCAAAUGGCGAGGAAUUCGAUAAUCUCUAUCUCGACAUGAAUGGUAUCGUGCAUCCGUGUUCGCAUCCCGAGGACAAGCCCGCUCCAAAAGACGAGGAAGAGAUGAUGUUGGAAAUCUUUAAGUAUACCGACCGCGUAGUCAACAUGGUUCGCCCAAGGAAGUUGCUCAUGAUUGCCAUUGACGGCGUCGCCCCUCGUGCUAAGAUGAACCAGCAGCGGUCCCGACGGUUUCGUUCUGCUCAGGAAGCUAAGGAAAAGCAAGCUGGUAAGGAGGAGCUAUUGAAGAUGAUCAAGAAACAAAACGGUGGCACGUUACCACCCGAAACACUUGAGGAAGUAACCAAGAAAGCUUUCGAUUCCAACGCCAUUACACCUGGCACACCCUUCAUGGAUAUACUUGCGAUGUGCUUAAGAUAUUGGUGUGCAUAUAAGCUUAACACUGACCCCGGCUGGUCAAAUAUGAAAGUCAUCAUUUCCGACGCUACGGUGCCCGGUGAGGGCGAGCAUAAGAUUAUGAACUUCAUUCGCGCACAGAGAACAUCUCCUGACCACGAUCCUAAUACGAGGCAUGUCAUCUAUGGAUUAGAUGCUGAUUUGAUCAUGUUGGGACUCGCUACCCAUGAGCCUCACUUCCGUGUCCUUCGGGAAGACGUCUUCUUCCAGGAGGGUAAGACAAGAGCCUGCAAACUCUGCGGACAGAAAGGCCACGAUGCGCAGAAUUGCCGUGGCGCGGCCAAGGAUAAAGAUGGCGAAUUCGAUGAAAAGGACAAGGCUUCUCCGCUAAAACCUUUCAUCUGGCUCCAUGUUUCGGUGUUGAGAGAGUAUCUAGCCGUCGAACUUGACGUGCCUGGACUGCCAUUUCGUUUUGAUUUAGAACGCGCCAUUGAUGAUUGGGUUUUCAUGUGCUCCUUUGUUGGCAACGAUUUCCUUCCCCAUCUUCCCGCUCUUGAAAUUCGCGAGAACGGUAUUGAUACAUUGACUGCUAUUUGGAGAGAUAAUCUACCGGUCAUGGGUGGUUUCCUUACCAAGGAUGGUCAUGUCAAUCUCGAGAGGGCUCAGUACAUUCUUAAUGGCCUCGCAAAAAAGGAAGACGCUAUUUUCAAAAGGCGAAAGGAGACCGAAGAUCGAAGAGAAGCUAGCUUCAAAAGGCGUAAGCUACAAGACCAAAGGAAUGGACGUAAUGGCCGUGGCAAUAAUGAUGCUGCUGAUAACGGCCUUCCUGCCGGUCUUCCUAAGGCUCUCACACAUGACAUGAUUGUCAAUCGAGGUGCUACGCAGGACGCUAACGAAGCUAACAAAAGCGCCGCGGCAGUGCUGAAGAGUCGCAUCCAGGCGCUUCAGGCAGGGGCAGCUAAUGGCGACGCAGAAAAGAACAGCACGGAAUCCCAGGAGCCACCUUCCGCUCUCGGUAAACGUAAAGCAUCCAUGAUGGAAGAGGAUGCCGCAAGUACUCCCGGAAGUAUUUCGACCGCGGGUGACGAGCCAGAAGAUUCAGUUCGGCUAUGGGAAGAGGGUUAUGCUGACAGAUAUUACGAGCAAAAGUUCCAUGUCGAUCCAAAGGACAUCGAGUUCAGACACAAAGUUGCCCGGGCUUACGUCGAAGGGCUCGCCUGGGUCUUGAGGUACUAUUUCCAAGGAUGUCCGUCAUGGGAAUGGUUCUACCCUUAUCAUUAUGCGCCGUUCGCGCAAGAUUUCGUGGACAUCGGUAAAAUAGAAAUCAGCUUUGAGAAGGGCAGAGUUGCUAAGCCUUUUGAACAACUCAUGAGCGUCCAGCCUGCCGCAUCCCGUCACGUGCUUCCAGAGAUUUUCCACGACCUGAUGACCAACGAAGAAAGUCCAAUCAUCGACUUUUACCCCGAAGAUUUCCAGAUAGAUCUUAACGGAAAGAAGAUGGCUUGGCAGGGCGUAGCACUUCUACCAUUCAUAGAGAUGCCUCGACUGCUAGCUGCUGUGGAGGAGAAAUACCCUCUGCUAAGUAGCGAAGAUGCUGCUCGCAACAGCGCCGGUAAGGAUGUCCUCCUUCUAUCUGAGGCCAACCAAGAUUUGUACGACGACAUAAUUACACAUUUCUACUCCAAGAAACAAGGUGAUUCUACAUAUAAGCUUGACCCACGCCUGAGUCAAGGUUUAUCUGGGAAGAUCGAAAAGGUUCCAGAGUAUCUACCCCAUGGUAGUUUGGAAUAUCCGUUAGAGAGGAACGCUCUGCCUAACGUGGACGAUGAUCGAUCACUAACGGUCUAUUAUGAAGCAUCCGGAGACGCACACGGUCACAAAUCUAUGCUUCUAAGGGGUGCCCAGAUGCCGACACCUGCUCUCGAUCGCAACGAUAUAGAGGAUCUGAAGAGCAAGAUGCGAAAUUCUGGUCGAAGUCACGGAGGCGUACCUCUUGGGCGCGGUAACUACGGUGGAGGUAGAGGCAGGGGAGGGGAUAGGAUCAACUACGGACCAGAUUCUCGACGAGAUAGGUCUGACCGACCACCCUCGUAUCAGAACGGCUAUGGCAACAACUCGUAUUCCGUUCCUCCUCCUGUUCCACCUCCUGGCUGGGUCCCGCCACCUCCCGGAUUCCCUGGCUUCGGAAAUGGAUUCCCGCCCCCACCGCCUCCGGCAUAUCUCGGCGGCGGUGGUCGUGACGGCUAUGGUAACGGAUACGGUGGUCAACAGGGGGGUCAACAUAGAGGAAACUAUGGAGGGAACUAUAGAGGAAACCAAGGAUACGGAGGAGGAUAUCCUCCCCCGCCUCCUCAAAACGGCUAUGGCAACCAGUAUGACAGGCCACCUCAUGGACGCGACAACCGCGAUCGUCGAUCAAAUGAUGGGCGUGGCGGAUAUCGAGGUAAUGGUGGUUAUGGUCGCGGAUAUAGAGGAUAAGGUGGAAUUGCAUUGUAGUGGUAAAUUUAGGCAAUGGAACCUUCAACUAGAGCAAUGACACACCUGCAAUCGAGACUGGCCGAACCACAUUUUGCUCUGAUCAUAAUUAUACUAUCUAGUCUUUCUAGUCCAGGUGAUGUCGAGAGAUGACUGGUCACCUAAAGAUGGAUAUUCUCUUGGAGAUAUUGGAUCUUUUAUUUCCCGAUUCGUCUCUACCUGCUUGCGUAAUGGUUUGCCUGUGUCCGUGUACAUUUUCUUUUCGUACUACACAAUCCUACCAAUUCGUCUUGUUGUGCGUUUUCUCAAUGGUAGUAGCUCAAUACGAGGCGUUACAUCUGGAAAUUCUAGAAUUUGUUUAGAACUUAUAUAUCGACAUUAUACCGAGGAUUAUAUGCGAGACAGCGACCCAGGAAUGUAAAAAGCCUUGGAAGCAAACAUUCAAAAAGGACAGAGAGGGUCGGGCCGUGGUGGAUGUCUAGUGUGGGCACUGGGCA